GUAUAUACGAAUCUAUAAAUGGUAGAUAAGACUUUCUAUACUUAAUGCAGUAGCAAAAUGUCGGCCAUCGAAGCUGGUCCAAAACCUGUCCGGAUAUCUCCUCUUAUUAAAUUCAGCCGAUGGAGUUUUCUAUCACUUGGUAUUAUUUAUGGGGCUUACCAUCAAAGACGCCUCAGUAAAAGAGAAAAUUUGCGUCGUGAAAAAGAAUUGGCUGAAAAGCCCAUGCGAGAUGCAAAACUUGCAGCAGAAAGGAAAAUUGCCUUGGCAGCUGAACAAAAAAUGUUGGAUGAUCUCGUCAAAGGAAAGCUAUAAUAUAUAUCAUCGUAAUUUUAUCAUUAGUAUACAUGUUUCUUGUUAAUAAAUUUAUCAAAUGAGGCCAUUAUGUGUAUAUUUGUAUCCAGAAUCUGCAAUAGGCAUGACUCAAACUUUCUAUUGUAUUAUUUAUGAAAUAAAUUAAUGUGCAGUGUAUUACUCUAAAA
Megalopta genalis is the source of this 479-nucleotide messenger RNA. It is a transcript of the gene ATPsynE, whose product is annotated as ATP synthase, subunit E. The record is from RefSeq and is a predicted model, not a curated record. Gene Ontology annotation, cellular component: proton-transporting ATP synthase complex. Gene Ontology annotation, molecular function: proton transmembrane transporter activity. Gene Ontology annotation, biological process: proton motive force-driven ATP synthesis. Lineage: Eukaryota; Metazoa; Arthropoda; Insecta; Hymenoptera; Halictidae.